Capsaspora owczarzaki ATCC 30864 is the source of this 819-nucleotide messenger RNA. RefSeq lists its product as hypothetical. Gene Ontology annotation, molecular function: NADPH binding; NADH binding; 6,7-dihydropteridine reductase activity. Gene Ontology annotation, biological process: tetrahydrobiopterin biosynthetic process; L-phenylalanine catabolic process. Bases 39 to 749 code for a protein of 236 amino acids. The record is from RefSeq and is a predicted model, not a curated record. Gene Ontology annotation, cellular component: cytoplasm. Lineage: Eukaryota; Filasterea; Ministeriida; Capsasporidae. The transcript has 8 exons.
CACUCUCCAUUUUUCCUUGUAGUUGCACUUGCAUCACCAUGUCCCAGCACAUCCUCGUCUAUGGCGGCCGCGGCGCGCUCGGCACCGCCAUCAUCAGCUACUUUAAGCUCCGUGGCUUUGUCAUCACGUCCAUCGAUCUCUUUGCGAACGACGAAGCCAACCACAACGUGCUGCUCCAGGCGCAGGACAGCUGGGAAGACCAGUCCAACAAGAUCUCAGCAGCGCUUGCGGAGAAGCUCGGUGAAUCCAAGGUCGCCGCCGUGCUCUGCGUCGCCGGUGGAUGGGCUGGUGGCAAUGCUGCUUCUGCAGAUUUGAUCAAGAACGCCGAUCUCAUGAUCAAGCAGAGCGUUUGGUCGUCGGUCAUCGCCGCACGCGUCGCUUCGCAAUUCCUUGCCCCGAACGGCUUGCUUGCUCUGACUGGUGCUCGCGCUGCGCUGAACGGCACUGCUGGUAUGAUUGGCUACGGCAUUGCCAAGGCUGCUGUUCACCAGCUCACUCGCAGCCUUGCCCAGCCCGGCAGUGGUCUUCCUGAAGGCGCCACCGCUGUCGCCAUCCUCCCCGUCACUUUGGACACUCCGAUGAACCGCAAGUUCAUGCCCGAUGCCGAUUUUUCGUCCUGGACUCCCCUCGAUGAGAUUUCGUCGCAUUUCCUGGACUGGACGACUGGCAAGCAGCGUCCCUCCAACGGCGCGUUGGUCGAGGUUGUUACGGCUGGGGGCGUUACCACCUUCACCGAGGCUGCUCACUAAACACCUUCUCGGUUGCAUGCUUCACUGUCGCAUCUCCGACUCGCCACUGAAUAAACAAUUUUUCGGCUGG